Messenger RNA from Aspergillus oryzae RIB40, 1416 nucleotides. Its product is annotated as putative carboxylesterase. The transcript is spliced from 2 exons. The record is from RefSeq and is a predicted model, not a curated record. Lineage: Eukaryota; Fungi; Ascomycota; Eurotiomycetes; Eurotiales; Aspergillaceae. The coding region runs from base 1 to 1416 and encodes 471 amino acids.
AUGAGAAUACUGGACGAUGUGUAUGAUACCGACCAGGAUUUUGACAUGUGUCCGCAACGUACUGUCAACGGUUCCGAGGAUUGCUUGUACCUUGGCCUGUUCUCCCGACCUUGGGAUGUCCGCUCCUCCACAGCUGCGACGAAGCGGCCCGUUUUGGUGGUGUUUUACGGCGGUGGCUUCAUUCAAGGGGGUGCCUCCUUUACCUUACCGCCGUCGUCCUAUCCAGUCCUCAAUGCGAGUACCCUGAAUGACUAUGUAGUCAUCUAUUCCAACUACCGUGUGAACGCGUUCGGCUUUCUCCCGGGACGAGCGGUCAAGGAAUCACCCAUAUCAGAUCUCAACCCAGGGCUCCUUGAUCAGCAAUUCGUUCUGAAGUGGGUUCAGAGGUACAUUCAUCACUUCGGUGGUGAUCCUCACAACGUCACCAUCUGGGGACAAUCCGCCGGAGGAGGCUCAGUAGUCGCCCAGGUGCUAGCCAACGGCCGAGGCAGACAGCCAAAGCUCUUCUCCAAAGCUCUGGCGAGCUCACCGUUCUGGCCCAAAACCUAUGCCUACGAUGCCCCCGAAGCAGAGGCGAUAUAUGAACAUUUGACCAACCUGACCGGUUGUGCGAAUGCCACAGAAACCCUCGCCUGUCUCAAAGCAGUCGAUGUCCAGACCAUACGUGAUGCAAACCUAAUCAUCAGCGAAAGCCAGAAGUAUACAACAAGCACAUUCACCUGGGGCCCAGUCAUCGACGGCGAGUUCCUCUUCGACACUCUUACCGAAGCUGUGGCAAGCGACUCGCUCCAAACAGAACUCGUCUUCGGGAUGUACAACACCCACGAAGGCGAGAACUUCGUGCCGCCUGGCUUUCGUUCGCUGAACAUGACUAAUGGGUUAAAUUCUUCUAUUCCUAGCUUCCACCAAUGGCUGGUAGGGUUCUUGCCUCGACUGUCUUCUGAGGAAAUACGCCUUGUUGAGUCGAAGUAUUACCCUCCUGUAGGGAGGUCGGAGACUCUUGAUCUUUACAAUUCCACGUAUGUGCGUGCAGGCCUCAUCUACAGGGAUGUUGUUCUCGCUUGUCCAGCGUAUUGGAUAGCAUCGGCUGCCAGAACUGCUGGAUAUGCGGGUGAAUAUACUAUCUCGCCUGCGCAGCAUGCAAGUGAUACCAUCUAUUGGAAUCAAGUCAACUCAAUCCAACAGACGGAUGAAUUAAUAUACCAAGGCUACGCCGGUGCCUUUGCCAGUUUCUUUCAGACGGGGGAUCCUAACGCGCAUAAGUUGACUAAUUCUUCGCAGCCAGGGGUGCCGAUGCUCCAGAGUACUGGCGAUGAAUUCGUUGUAACUGACACUGGAUUCGAAACUGCAGAGCUGGUGCUGUUGAAGGAGAGGUGCGACUUUUGGAAGUCAAUUGGAGAAAGGGUCCCGGUAUAG